Messenger RNA from Telopea speciosissima, 1427 nucleotides. Its product is annotated as protein RAE1. The transcript has 11 exons. Bases 31 to 1074 code for a protein of 347 amino acids. Gene Ontology annotation, cellular component: nuclear pore. Gene Ontology annotation, molecular function: ubiquitin binding; RNA binding. Gene Ontology annotation, biological process: transcription-dependent tethering of RNA polymerase II gene DNA at nuclear periphery; RNA export from nucleus. The record is from RefSeq and is a predicted model, not a curated record. Lineage: Eukaryota; Viridiplantae; Streptophyta; Magnoliopsida; Proteales; Proteaceae.
UUUGUUUGACAGGAAAUUUCAUUUUGAGCAAUGUCUAACAUUGCAUCUGCUUCAAAUCCGAAUCCUAAUAAGUCUAUCGAGGUCGUUCAACCUCCUACAGAUUCGGUUACUAGCCUUAGUUUCAGUCCCAAAGGAAAUUACCUCGUUGCUACUUCUUGGGACAACCAGGUUAGAUGCUGGGAGAUCAUGAAGACGGGGGCCACUGUCAGCAGUGUGCCGAAAGCAUCCACUAAUCAUGACCAGCCGGUUUUAUGCUCAACUUGGAAGGAUGAUGGAACUACUGUGUUUUCUGGGGGUUGCGAUAGGCAAGUUAAGAUGUGGCCACUAAUGUCUGGUGGUCAAGCCACGACCGUAGCAAUGCAUGAUGCACCCAUCAAAGAAGUCGCUUGGAUCCCACAGAUGAAUGUUUUGGUUACAGGAAGCUGGGAUAAGACUCUAAAGUACUGGGAUAUUCGACAACAGAAUCCUGUACAUACUCAACAACUCCCUGAACGUUGCUAUGCACUAGCAGUUAAUCAUCCUCUGAUGGUCGUCGGCACCACUGAUCGAAACUUAGUUGUGUUCAACUUGCAAAAUCCUCAGACUGAGUUUAAGAGAAUCACUUCGCCCCUGAAGUAUCAGACAAGAUGUGUUGCAGCAUUUCCUGAUCAACAAGGUUUCUUGGUUGGCUCAAUAGAGGGGAGGGUGGCUGUUCAUCAUUUGGAUGAUUCACAACAAAGUAAAAACUUUACUUUCAAAUGCCAUAGAGAAGGCAAUGAGAUAUACUCAGUCAAUGCUUUAAACUUCCAUCCUGUACACCAUACUUUUGCAACAUCAGGCGCCGAUGGUGCUUUCAAUUUUUGGGACAAGGACAGUAAACAGAGACUUAAGGCCAUGUCUAGGUGCAGUCAACCUAUACCUUGCAGCACUUUUAACAAUGAUGGCUCACUAUUUGCAUACUCGGUGUGUUAUGACUGGAGUAAGGGCGCAGAGAAUCAUAACCCCACAGCAGCAAAGUCCUACAUUUUCCUUCACCUUCCACAGGAUUCCGAGGUGAAAGGGAAGCCACGAGUUGGAGCCAGUGGUCGAAAGUGAAUUUCCUUGUCUGGAGUUGCUGAUGGGAUCUUCAAAGGCUACUGCUGAGUAUGGGAUUUAGUUUUCUGUUGCAAAUGGUCCAUUUCAUUUUCAUCUUCCAGUUUAACUAUGGGAAUGAGGGUAUGCCAGUUUUGUUGCCUCCCCCCCCCCUCUGUCUACUGGGAUCAAAAUUGAUGGUGUUGUAGAAGUUUCGUCGGUUAAUUGGUUUUUUACUUAUUUGUGUAAAGAACAUUCGUUUUUUGUUUUGGUGGUAGAAAUCACUAGUUUUGGUUGUUCCUUGUUGCACUGCAUCAUUUGGGCUACUUGCCAGUGUUAAGAGGAUUUUGUUACACACCUACAAGUGGAUGGUUCUU